Messenger RNA from Wallemia ichthyophaga EXF-994, 4743 nucleotides. RefSeq names its product Cyanobacterial phytochrome A. The transcript has 6 exons. Gene Ontology annotation, molecular function: phosphorelay sensor kinase activity; protein binding. Gene Ontology annotation, biological process: phosphorelay signal transduction system; phosphorylation; regulation of DNA-templated transcription. NCBI's taxonomy places the organism in Eukaryota, Fungi, Basidiomycota, Wallemiomycetes, Wallemiales, Wallemiaceae. Bases 1 to 4743 code for a protein of 1580 amino acids. The record is from RefSeq and is a predicted model, not a curated record.
AUGGGCGAUAGCGAAGGGGAAUUCGUAUUUCCCGUACGCAGCGUCUUUAAUAGAACUACUUCGACGUUGUCUCUAAGCUCUGCGCCCAGUGCAUCUCACGCUGACGCCGAAGCUAGCUCAGCGCGAGGUGAGCAGGACUGGGAUCUUCAAUCGAGCAUUGCCAGCGACAGUAACAAUACGAGCAAGGAUUUCAUCCAAGAGGAGAGCAAAAACGACUGCGCUCCAACCCAGCAGCCAACUUCACCAACUGCAAAUCACGCAAAUUUCGAUAGACGCAAAGCUGAAAAUGAGAAAGUCAGCUCCUCAGUUAGCCAGCCGAGGUCGGUCCCAAGGGGUAUUGACAGAAAUGUUCAUCUCAAUGAUCCGAAUCAGCCUUUGCCAGAAGAUGAGGAAAUGCAGGCUCAAUUAUCAAGCACAAGUCUUUCUAAUGGUGCUGAUGAUAGCGCAGGUCCCACUAAGGAAGAAGAGGAAAUGCGUGAGCGUGACCACAUUGCCACUAAAAUGGAAGAUAUGGGAGAUUCGAACUCUUCUGGCAGCAGAAGCGAUGAGGAUGGUACUAGGAAACAACCUUCUACUGCAGCGGAAGCAAUGGACAUACACAAAGAUAAGCUAUCUAAAGCAAAUAAUCUCAAUAAACCAUCAAUUCCUAUAAAUGAAAUUCCAAUUGAUCAAAGUGAAGGUGAAUCAUCCAUUAAUUCAUUGGCGGAUGAAGAAUCACCUCUACCAACUACGAGGCGAUUCCAAUAUUACGAAGAGAACGGUGAAUUCUACUUGAUCACACACCACAACUCAAAGAUGAAAAAGUGUGAGGACGAACCAAUCAGUAGGCCUGGUGCAAUUCAGCCAUUCGGAGCUAUGAUUGUGCUACAAAAUGACGACAAUGGCAACUCCAUCGUCCGUCAAGCAUCAGAAAAUUGUCCUGACAUUAUUGGCUGUUCGCCAGAAUUCCUCUUCUCCCUAAAUUGUUUUACCAACAUCCUCGACAAUGACAGCAGAUUAAAAAUGAGAGACAUUCUCUUCGAUUUGGCUGUUGUGGAUGAUUCCGGAUCCGAUAGUUCUGGGGUUUUUGAAAAAGACAAAGCUCAAGUGUUUGCUGUCAGUGGCCGUGGGGAUAUUAACUUACAAGAUCAGUACAGCGACAGUGCUUUCUCUGACGAAAGUAAUCAUAACAAGGUCUGGACUUGUUGGUGUGCUGUUCACAAACCAGAACUACCACCACCUCUCAAUAAACACUAUCCACCUCCUGAAGAGGUGUUUGGCAGACAAGGAUUUUACAUAUUAGAGUUUGAACCGAUCGUAUCGCUCAAAUACCCUGCAUAUGUAGAUGAAGUUUCCAAAUUACCGAAAGAAUUUGAUGCCAGAGACGCAAAACCAGCCGAGUCUUUAGAUCUCAAUCUUAGCUCAAGCGGAAAAAAUCCAUCAUCCGGUGUUACCCAUGAUACGGGCUCUACGACUGCGGCUUUGACCUCUAAUUCUGGGAAAGGUGGCAAUACUGGGACCACGCAAUCUAGUGAAACCGUACAUGCAGUGCCAGGUGAAGGCAAUAAAUUUAAAGAUGAAAAAAGACAUCGUCAGCAAACGCGCAUGACAAAUGAAGCAGUUGAUGCAUCUCACGGUAACGACGAUGUUUCUAUUGAAGAUAUUCGUCGUAGCACAACUCCAUAUCACAGGCCGCUUAAAACUCUUGCGAGAAUAAGAAAGGCCGAACGUACUCACGAAACACGUCAAAGGGUCGCAACCUUACUUGAAAACGCUAAUCAAGCAAAUGAGGAUGAAGAAGCAGCCGAGAAGCGUCGAAAGUCACAUAGACGUGCACAAGCUAGAUCGAAAGUUCAAAGAAGCAUGAAUAUGCCAGGUAGUCUGUCAUCAUUAGAUAUUGUUGGCUUGUUGGGAGAGAUAAAUGAGCAGCUUAGCUCCGUUAAUGAUGUCCAACAGCUUUUCGAUGUCACUGUUGGUAUGGUCAAGGAUUUGACUCAGUUUCACAGAAUAAUGUUGUAUCAAUUUGACCCUGAGUACAACGGCAAGGUUGUCGCCGAACUAGUUGACUGGCAAAGGAUGAAGGAUCUCUAUCAUGGCUUAAACUUUCCUUCAUCUGACAUCCCCGCACAAGCGCGCGAUCUCUACAAGAGAAACAAAGUUCGUCAGUUAUACGAUAGAGAUAAGCUUACUGCAAGAAUGGUCGUUCGCGAUGGUAUAGAUUUAGCAUAUCCUUUAGAUAUGUCCAAUUGUUCUCUUCGAGCAAUGUCGCCAAUACACAUCAAAUAUCUCGGAAACAUGAAUGUCAGAGCCUCACUCUCAAUCAGUAUAGUAGUAUUUGGUCAGCUUUACGGUCUGGUAGCGUGUCAUAGUAGCGGUGAUAAUGGAAUGCGUGUAACAUUCCCAAUGUUGCAAGUUCUCAAGCUACUUUCAGACUCUAUUUCACGUAACGUAGAGAGGCUGGCAUACACACGCCGACUUCAAUCAAGAAAGUUGAUAUCCACAGUUCCAUCAGAAACUCACCCUGGUGGUUACAUAGCAUCUACAGCACUUGAUUUACUUAGUGUCUUUGAUGCGGAUUAUGGGCUUUUGUCUAUUGGAGACACAAUGAAAAUUCUAGGCGAUAUGAAUCGUAGUAGAGAAGUUAUAGCAAUUGGAGAGUUUUUGCGAAUGCAAAGAUUUGAGCAAAUGAUUUAUACAAACAACAUAAACAAAAACUUUCCUGAACUAGAGGCAAGCAGCUCAAUCGGAUCUAUAGCUGGAUUACUUUACAUACCCCUUUCUAAAACUACUGAAGACUUUAUCUGCUUCUUGAGAAGAGGUGAAAUGUCGUCAGUGUCAUGGGCAGGAAAUCCUAAUAAGAACAAGAAUAUUUCUUUACAACCAAGAGCAAGCUUUAAAAAGUGGACAGAAGAGGUUAUGAUGUCCGCGAAGCAAUGGGAAGACGAGCAGCUCGAGACUGCAGGUGUACUUGCGGUUGUUUAUGGUAAAUUUAUCGAGAUAUGGAGGCAAAAGACUGAACUCAGCAAAACCAGUCACCUGUCUCGUAUUUUGCUAUCGAAUGCCUCACAUGAAGUCAGAACUCCUCUCAAUCACAUAAUAAAUUACGUUGAAUUGGCAUUGGAAGGCAAUCUUGACAACGAAACGAGAGAAAACUUGACACGCAGCAGAGAUGCAUCAAAGAGUUUGUUAUUCACAAUCAAUGAUCUACUUGAUCUUACAAAGGUUGAUUCUGGUCAGGAGGUGCUUUUCAAUGAGCCAGUUCACUUGAAACAUCUUGUUUCUGAAACUGUGCAGGAAUUUAAACAAGAAGUGGAGAGACGUAGUCUCAAUCUCAAACUUCGUACCAUAUUGACAUCUCUCAUAAGCAAUGCAGUAAAAUACAAUAAAGAUGGCGGUAAUAUUUUCGUCGGCCUCAAUGAACUAGAUAAGGAGUCUAAUAGAGCAAACAUUGCACUCACUGUUCAAGACGAAGGUGUCGGCAUAAAAAAGCAAAAGCUUGAAGCUUUGUUUACAGGAUUCGAAAAGGUUGAUUUUCAAUUAACAGAAAGCGGAGGCAGUGAUGGAUCCGAUAUUAAUUUGGGACUCGGUUUGGCAUCGUGUGCUAGAGCCAUAGAGCAACUUGACGGACAGUUGAAGUGUUCAUCCGAGCCUGGAAAAGGUAGCGUAUUCACAGCAAUUCUUCCUUUUAAUCUACCAGAUAAGGCGACUUUAGAGAGUGCUUCAAACCCUGGUAGCUCUGAUCUCUCUGAGCGUUCAGUGCGAAUCAAAUACCGAAACAAAGCUCCUCAAACAGAAGGGGAUACUGUCACAAGUGAUGAAGUUCAAACGAUUGGAAAAGACUUACAACAAAGAAGUGAGCUUGACUCGUUUGUUGAAGCCUUAGCACCAUCGUCUUCAGGAUCCGGUCUGACAAAGAAUUCUGAAUCAUCCACUGCACAAAAAAUUCCACAAAGGGCACGCCCUGGUGAUUCUGACCAAAGUAUUGGCGGAAGCAAGAGUGCCAGUAGCAGUGGUGACAGCGGAAGCAGUAGCACAAAAGCUAAGAGGCGUUCAAGAAAAGGUAGAUUUCAAGUUCAAGAUAGCGCUUUUCCAAUCAAGGCUGCUCCUGGACGUUCAACUUCCAUACCGCAAAACGAUAUACAUUCAGUCAGUGAGGGUAUCGAGGGCUUGAGGGUGGCAGAUACCGAAACUGUUAAUAGCAAGAGUGAUGUGAUAAUGGAAGAUAAGGAGCACGAAGAAGUGCAUGAGGAUGACAAUGUUAUACCAGAAAUUCCAGCCAGAGUGAUCUAUAUUGACGAUGAUCCAAUCAAUCGCAAUAUACUGAAGAAGAAGCUAUCCAAGGGUGACAGCUGCACAGUUGAGCUGGCAAACAAUGGUGAAGCAGGUGCAGAAGCUGUAAUAAACGACGAAAAAGGCUUUGAUGUGGUCUUGAUGGAUCUCAUGAUGCCCAUAAAGGACGGUUACAAUUCAUGCGAAAGCAUAAGACAAGCGGAGAAAGCCGGAAAAGUUAAAGGCCGUAAUUGGCAUCGCAUUAACAAAAGAAUACCAAUUUUUGCAGUAUCUGCAUCUAUAUCACCAAAUGAUCACGACGCAUUGAUAGAGUGUGGAUUUGAUGCCUUCUUCACCAAGCCAAUCAACUUUGACUUGUUGAACAACAGAUUGAUUGCAGGUUUGAUUGACAAGGAUAAAUAUGUCAACGGCAUAUACAGCGAAAACUCAACUGAGAGUUUCGAGAAGGGUGGUUUUUUACGAGACCUCCAGUGA